This is a messenger RNA of Macadamia integrifolia, 1518 nucleotides long. RefSeq lists its product as uncharacterized. Lineage: Eukaryota; Viridiplantae; Streptophyta; Magnoliopsida; Proteales; Proteaceae. Bases 1 to 1518 code for a protein of 505 amino acids. The record is from RefSeq and is a predicted model, not a curated record. The transcript is spliced from 4 exons.
AUGAGAAGAAUUAGAAAUAUCAUUAGAUGCCUCAAGAAACAAGAUGGGACCAUUGUGGAAGGUCGCGACCAGCUGGGAGACUACAUUGUGCAAUUUUAUGAGGAUUUCCACAAAGCCAUCCCAACUAUAGAUCAUGUGGACCUUCUUGACUCCAUUCCCACGGUUCUUCAACAAAACGACAUUUUUUUCUUGGAUUCUAUCCCGGAUGAUGAAGAGAUAAAGAAGGCAAUAUGGGAGCUCGACCCGGACAACUCUCCAGGACUAGAUGGCUUUACAGGAGUUUUUUUUAGGAGAUGCUGGAAUAUUGUUGAAAGGGAGGAAUUUUCAGGCCAAUGUAUGAGCUUAGAAAAAAGCAAACUCUUCCUGGGGAAAAUCCCUCUUGCCAGGAAGCAGUGCAUCUCUGACAUUCUGGGCAUCUUGGUGUGUAAUUUUUCUACAAAAUAUCUUGGAGUGGAAAUUUUCAAGGGAAGAAUAAAGAAGGAGGCCUUGUUUCCGAUCAUGGACAAGGUUAAGAGUAGACUGGCAGGGGAGAUUGACACGGUGAGGUCGAUCACUGUCAAGUGGGACACCUUGUGCAAGCUAAAGGUGGAAGGGGGUCUGGGAAUAAGGAGGCUUAGAGAUUCUAACAAGGCCAUGCUUUGCAAACUUGUCUGGAAAAUGAGAAAGGAGAAAUCUGCUGCUGCUUCUCUUCUCAGAGCUAGGUUUGUCAAGAAAGAUGGAAGAACUCUUAGAGGCUGUCGCCCCUCCUUAAUUGCCUUAGGAAAAAAAAUGUGGAGUUUUGUGGAUGGCAAGGAAAGAUGGAUUAUUGGUAAUGGUCAUCUUGCUAAUUUUUGGAAGGAUAAAUGGUGGGGACAGAGAUCUAUAAUGGAGGAGAUCAACUUAGAUAAUUCCAGUUCUCUAAUCACUUCUACUACAGUGGGAGAUUUUAUUAGAGAGGGACAAUGGCAUCUUCCAGAGGUAAAUGCUCCUUUGCUUAAGCAGAUUUUUAAUCAGAUAAAAAAGGUUAAAAUUCCCUGUGUGCAGACGGAAGAUGUAAGCGUUUGGUCUUUAACGCCUAUGGGGAAUUUCUCCACGGCGUCAGCUUGGGAGGUCAUCAGAAAGGAGUCGCCUAAGUGGAAAGACCAGGUGUCAAUUGCUAGCUUCCUACUAUGGUGGAAGAGAAGAGCUACUGGCCUCAACGUUAAAAAGCCAUGGAAGAUGGGAGUUCUGAUAAUUACUUAUCAUCUAUGGUGGGAGAGAAAUCAAAGAAGGCAUGAGACUAAGGCAAGACAGGCUAAAUUUAUUUUUGAAUCCAUCAGACAGGAGCUGAUUCUCUAUCAUGGCGGUUCAUGUAAAGAGGUUAAGGCAAUUUCGGAUGUUAUAUGCUGCAGGAAACUGGGUUUAUCGAUUAGUCCCUCAGAUUCUUCUCCACCUCUUGAGGUGCACUGGUGUAGACCGGCCCCUAGCUGGAUAAAGAUCAAUGUGGAUGGCAAUUCCUUGAGUAACCCUGGUAAAGUUGGAGCAGGUGGUGUGCUGUGA